Messenger RNA from Musa acuminata AAA Group (dessert banana), 1392 nucleotides. Its product is annotated as inactive anthranilate O-methyltransferase 1-like. Gene Ontology annotation, molecular function: S-adenosylmethionine-dependent methyltransferase activity. Lineage: Eukaryota; Viridiplantae; Streptophyta; Magnoliopsida; Zingiberales; Musaceae. The record is from RefSeq and is a predicted model, not a curated record. The coding region runs from base 814 to 1254 and encodes 146 amino acids. The transcript is spliced from 3 exons. Gene Ontology annotation, biological process: methylation.
GUUCUUAGGAAAGGCAUGAGCAUGAGGGUGGAAGAAGUCCUUCACAUGGUUGGAGGGGCUGGGGAAACCAGCUAUGCCUCCAAUUCUAAGUUUCAGGAGAAGGCACUUCUCUUGACGAAGCCAGUGCUGGACGAUGCAAUAGGAGGGGUUUACAAGUCGCUACACCCUGCGAAGAUGGUGGUCGCCGACUUAGGUUGCUCCUCGGGCUCCAACACUUUCGUGGUGAUGUCCGAGGUGCUCCACGUCGUCGGCGACCUACGACGAAGUCUGCAGGAACGUCAGGAGCCACCGGACCGGAGAUCCAGUUCUUCUUAAAUGACCUUCCGAGGAACGACUUCAAUCACGUUUUCCGGUCUCUGGGCGAGUACAAGAGGAAGGUCGAGCAAGAGAAGGGGAAUCUGCUGGUGCCCUACUACGUGGUGGGAGUGCCGGGCUCCUUCUACGGCAGGCUUUUCCCACGUCGGAGCGUCCACUUCUUCCACUGUUCUGGAUCUCUCAACUGGCUCUCUCAGGUUGACCUCCUCUUAAACGGUAGUAUUCAAAGCAGUCGAUACUGCUGUCUGAUAGCUCAUUCUAGCUAUCCUGAAACGUCAGGUUCCUCAAGGACUCGACACCGAACGGAGUGCCUCACUCAACAACAAGAACAUCUACAUUACAGAGACAAGCCCACCGGAGGUUGUGACAGCAUAUCAACAACAAUUCCGACGAGACCUUUCAGAAUUUCUCAGGUGUCGGUAUGCAGAACUCAGCUACGAAGGCAGACUGGUGAUUUCAUUUGGAGGCAGGAAAAGUAAUUGCCCGACCUACGGACAGAUGAGACACCUCUGGGGACUCUUAGCUGAGGCCCUGAAUGCCUUGGUGUUAGAGGGAAUGAUAGAGGAGGACAAACUGGUAACCUUCAAUCUGCCACGUUAUUCGCCUUCCAUGGAAGAAGUGAAGGCAGUGAUCCAUGGUGAUGGUCUGCUCGAUGUAGAAGAAGCACAAGUUUUCGAGGCUAAUUGGGACGCGUUCGACGAUUCGGACGAUGAUUCUGCUGCAUUCGACAGUGAUCUAAGCGGCAAAAACGUGGCGAAAUACGUAAGAGCAGCGGUGCAACCAUUGAUUUCGGAGCAAUUCGGCGACGCCAUUCUCGAUGAACUGUUCGCUAGAUAUGCUGCAAAUGUUUCGAGGCACCUCCUUCAGCAGAAAACUAAGCAUAGCGUGUUUGUCAUUUCCUUGAAGAAAAAGAAUGAAAGCCAUCUCGCUGCUGGUUGAUGGACGGACUUGCAAUGUGCGUUCGACUCCAAACUAUUAUGUUGCACUGUAUACAUCGAAACCUAAGUCUUGUAACUCGUAAUAUGCCAUGUGAACAGCAUGCCUUUAGCAUCGAAUUCUAUUAAGGAAGUUGCUUCA